UUUCCACUUUGCUCUGAAUCUUGUACUGGUAAGCAGUGAAUCGAAGAGCAAGGUUUUGCUUGCGAUGGCGAGAUCGACGAGCAAGGACGCCCAAGCCCUUUUCCACUCUUUCCGUUCUGCUUAUGCAGCUACCCCCACUAAUCUCAAGAUCAUCGAUCUCUAUGUCGGUUUCGCUGUCUUCACUGCCCUCAUCCAGAUAGCUUACAUCGCUAUAGUUGGAUCAUUCCCAUUCAACUCAUUUCUUUCCGGCCUACUUUCUUGCAUAGGGACGGCAGUCCUUGCUGUUUGCCUUCGCAUCCAAGUGAACAGAGAAAACAAGGAAUUCAAGGACUUACCGCCGGAGCGUGCUUUUGCAGAUUUUGUUCUGUGCAAUUUGGUGCUUCAUUUGGUUAUUAUGAAUUUCCUGGGAUAAAUUGCAGUCUUUGGGUGUUCUAUAAUCCUUUUAUUGAACUUCUAUAACUAGAGACGCCCAUGAAGUUGGUUUUUUUUUCCCGUGAAUCUGCAGCAAUUUUUGUUAGUUUGUAACUUCUGGAGCAUACUUAUUUAUGACUUAUUUAUGAAAAAUGGAUUUAUAUCAGAAACUUUUCGCAUC
Juglans regia (Persian walnut) is the source of this 592-nucleotide messenger RNA. Its product is annotated as dolichyl-diphosphooligosaccharide--protein glycosyltransferase subunit DAD1. The record is from RefSeq and is a predicted model, not a curated record. Gene Ontology annotation, biological process: protein N-linked glycosylation. Lineage: Eukaryota; Viridiplantae; Streptophyta; Magnoliopsida; Fagales; Juglandaceae. Bases 65 to 412 code for a protein of 115 amino acids. Gene Ontology annotation, cellular component: oligosaccharyltransferase complex; membrane. The transcript is spliced from 5 exons.